Messenger RNA from Parnassius apollo (apollo), 1011 nucleotides. The record is from the annotation of a GenBank genome assembly. Lineage: Eukaryota; Metazoa; Arthropoda; Insecta; Lepidoptera; Papilionidae.
AUGAAUUAUGCCGAGUUUGCUAGACAUUUUUGUAAGAAGAGUGCGGCUGAUGGAGGUCGUAGUACAGAAGCACCGCUGCGCUCAGACGAACUGGUCGACGCACAGCAUGGGCUUGUCAUCCAGGCCAGAGUGCGCCCAGUCCUGAGGGCGCGGCAUCAGGCCGCACAGCGCGCACGUAGUGCAGUAGCAGCGCUGCUCUCAGACGAACUGGUCGUCGCGCAGCAUGGGCUCGUCGUCCAGUCCGACGCGCGUCCCGGCCCGCAGGCGUGGCGGCAGCAGGCCGCACAGCGCGCACGUAGUGCAGUUGCAGCGUUGCGUUCAGACGAACUGGUCGUCGUGCAGCAUGGGCUCGUCGUCCAGGUCGACGCGCGUCCAGGCCCGCAGGCGUGGCGGCAGCAGGCCGCACAGCGCGCACGUAGUGCAGUAGCAGCGCUGCGCUCAGACGAACUGGUCGUCGCGCAGCAUGGGCUCGUCGUCCAGGUCGACGCGCGUCCAGGCCCGCAGGCGUGGCGGCAGCAGGCCGCACAGCGCGCACGUAGUGCAGUAGUAGAUCUGCGCUCAGACGAACUGGUCGUCGCGCAGCAUGGGCUCGUCGUCCAGUCCGACGCGCGUCCAGGCCCGCAGGCGUGGCGGCAGCAGGCCGCACAGCGCGCAUAUAGUGCAGUUGCAGCGUUGCGCUCAGACGAACUAGUCGUCGCGCAGCAUGGGCUCGUCGUCCAGUCCGACGCGCAUCCAGGCCCACGGGGGUGGCUGCAGCAGGCCGCACAGCGUGCAUAUAGUGCAGUUGCAGCGCUGCGCUCAGACGAACUGGUCGUCGCGCAGCAUGGGCUCGUCGUCCAGCCCGACGCGCGUCCAGACCCGCGGGGGCGGCGUCAGCAGGCCGCACAGCGCGCACGUAGUGCAGUAGCAGCGCUGCGUUCAGACGAACUGGUCGUCGUGCAGCAUGGGCUCGUCGUCCAGGCCCGCAGGGGCGGCGUCAGCAGGCCGCACCGCGCGCACAUAGUGCAGUAG